AUUUGCCUUCCCUGCAAAACGCAUAAUUCCGCCUUCAUUCCCUUGGUCUCAUAUCUCAAUACACCAACACAAUGGCUCUCUUCGGUUCCGGCUCCAACAAUGCUGCUCCCAACCAGCAGGAGGUCAAGACUGCCAUCAUCAAGCAGCUCCAGCAAGAGGCUGCCAUGGCCAAUGCUCGAAAUCUGAUCGGAAAAGUGAAUGAGCACUGCUUCGACGCCUGCAUUCCCGCCCCCGGCUCCUCCAUCACACCCAAGGAAGAGACCUGCCUCUCUCAGUGCAUGGAGAAGUACAUCUCCUUCUGGAACACCGCCAGCCGUACCUACGUCUCUCGUGUCUCCCGCGAAAGCAAGCGUCUCGGCGGUGCUGAGAACCUCGCCAUGAUGGCUACUCCCACCGACACCAGCCUGUAAAUUAGCGUUGGGGUUUAUAGGCAAUUGGAAGUAUUCUAUAGAUGGUAAUCGGAAGCGCGAUCGGUUUCUCAAAUUUCUUAUGGACGUCAGCGUGGGCCUCCUGCAAACUUUUUUUUAUCGCCUUUUUUCUCCUUUCAUAACUUGGGGGAUGUAUAGUUGGAAUGGUGUACGAUAACGGCGCGCGCUUUGCGGUAGAUUGGGUGUCCCCUAUCGGGCGGGUUGGAAGGCAACGGCAACGGAUCUGUGGUGGCAGACAGGGGUCCACAGACAGCGUGUCUUGAAGCAUACUAAGAGAUGCGGUAUUCACAGGUUCAUAGCCUACUUUUAUUGCAUUUGAAAGAUAUGUACAUUAUACAGGUCUCCAAAAAGAGAAAUGAAUGAAGCAACCAAGUAGCA
Messenger RNA from Aspergillus caelatus, 806 nucleotides. RefSeq names its product protein translocase subunit TIM13 (gene tim13). The record is from RefSeq and is a predicted model, not a curated record. The transcript is spliced from 2 exons. The coding region runs from base 72 to 410 and encodes 112 amino acids. NCBI's taxonomy places the organism in Eukaryota, Fungi, Ascomycota, Eurotiomycetes, Eurotiales, Aspergillaceae.